AACAUGAUCAUCACAAUUAUUCGUAUUACAUUCGAUUUGUUAAUUUUAAUUCGAAAUUGAUAAUUAUAAAAUAAAAUGAAAAAUAAAAAGAAAAGCAAAUCCGAUCAAAUUGUUAAUGAAUCGGGUACGUUUUUGCUUGAAGGUCGUCGAUCAUGUUUGUGCGAGGCAAGUAGGCAUGAAUUGAUCAACAAUUGUCUUACAUGUGGACGUAUUGUUUGUCAACAAGAAGGCAGUGGUCCAUGUUUUACAUGUGGUACCCUUGUCUUUAACAAACAACAACGUGAUCAAUUAUUAUCCGGUUCCGAUGAAGCAAUGCAAAAAGUGCAACAAUUAGCUGAUUCCGGUGCACGUUUAGAUUUUAUGGAUCAAGUGACAGACAGUUUAAAUAAAAAACGAAGUCUUAAAGAAAUUGCCGCUUCGUUAACGAGCAAUCCAAACCUCGACAAAGCAAUCGAACAAAAAAACAAACUAUUGGAAUUCGAUAAAAAAUCCGUUGCACGAUCCAAAGUGUUCGAUGAUCAGGUUGAUUAUUUUACAAUACAAUCGCAAAAUUUCAUCACUGAACAAAAUCGAAGAGCCAUUACCGAUCGUGUUGAUUAUCUUGUUGAAAAUAAAUUCAAUAAAAUCGAUAAAAUUGCUAUCGAUUUCAAAAAUCUCACUGUAAGUGAUUAUACGGAAUCUGUCAUUAAAAAUAUUGAUGAUGAACAUCGUAAAUUGGAAGAGCUGAGUACUAUUACCACUGAUUAUGAGUUUAAACCAUCAUCAUAUUUCAUCGAGGAUAAUGAAAAAAUUGUCAAGAAAACUUUGCCUCCACCUAUUUAUGUUCCAAGCCUAGAGACGAUUGAUGACCAUGGAAAAAACAAUGGCAAUAAUAAAAAGAAAACUGAUUCUAAUCAUUCGAACAAAUCUAUGUUGCCAAAAAUGAUUUCAAUGAAUGAAUUCGAACAACGAAUACAGGACAAUGAGAUGGCAAAGAUUGAUGAUCAUGGUAUGUGUUUGGCCGUUCGUCAGCCAUACGCAUCAUUAUUGGUCGCUGGUAUUAAACGAUUCGAAGGCAGGACAUGGUAUAGCUCAUUCAGAGGACGUUUAUGGAUUUAUGCAGCACAUAAAAUACCAAGCGAUGCAGAAAUUCAAGAUGUCGAACAAUUCUAUAUAAAUUUAGGUAAUAAAAAUUUUCCACGUAGCUAUCCAACUGAUGUGAUAAUUGGUUGUGUUAUGGUUGAAGAUUGUCUUCCCGAAGAAGUUUAUCGAAAACAAUAUCCUGAAUGUGAAAUCGAAAGUCCAUAUGUCUUUAUUUUUGAUUAUCCAAUUGCAUUCGCGCGGCCAUUACCGAUGGCUAAAGGUGGUGGUCGUCAAAUAUAUCGAUUAGAACCGAAAAUACAUCAAGCUUGUAAAGGAUUACUUGGAUUUUGAAUUUGAUGAUGAUCAUGUAAAUGUUUAUUUUAUAUAUUGAAUAAAUAAAAAUUAUGAAUAC
Molecule: messenger RNA, 1474 nt
Organism: Dermatophagoides pteronyssinus (European house dust mite)
Lineage: Eukaryota; Metazoa; Arthropoda; Arachnida; Sarcoptiformes; Pyroglyphidae
Product: activating signal cointegrator 1
Biological process (GO): rescue of stalled cytosolic ribosome
Cellular component (GO): nucleus; RQC-trigger complex
Molecular function (GO): zinc ion binding
Source: RefSeq, a predicted model, not a curated record